AUGUUGUCUGACGCAGAUUCUGAGACUAGUAUUGACUCACGCUCCUCUGGCUUCAAUGAUGGAGCCGACACUAUCAUCUUGAUGAACACUGAAAGUGCAGGCAAGGAUGACCAUCACUCCAGCGUUGGGGAACUCCACUCCACAAAGUCACAAGGACUCCUGCCCUGGUCCUGGUCAGCCACAUGGGCAAGGUGGUCCGGUGUAUUCCUGUGGGUGCUAUACAUAUACUCAUAUCCUGGCCAAGUAACUCACAGACUGGCUAAAACAGAACAUCUAGCACCCCAAGGAAAUGACCCGAAGGACCGCUGGCAGGCUUGGUUCGCCAACUUUGACUCAGACUCAGACUCGGAUAUCGAGAUUUUGCUGGAACAUCCGAGCCUAAAGCGAAAGAGGUCACAGGACAACUUCAGUGAUGGUCGGGACGUUACCAACGGGCAGAAACAAACUCGGAAACCCAUCUUGGAUGAGCUCAGAAAGAGAUUUGAAAAGCUAGCUAUUAAAGUUGUGGAUUAUAAGAAGUGCGGGAUGAAUAAUGUGGAUGAUGCAGAUGAAUUAUCUAUCGCGCCAGAAGAAAAAAGGGUGAAGCUCGAUGUCAACAAAUGA
Messenger RNA from Suillus bovinus, 603 nucleotides. RefSeq lists its product as uncharacterized. The coding region runs from base 1 to 603 and encodes 200 amino acids. The transcript is spliced from 4 exons. The record is from RefSeq and is a predicted model, not a curated record. Lineage: Eukaryota; Fungi; Basidiomycota; Agaricomycetes; Boletales; Suillaceae.